Rhodamnia argentea is the source of this 786-nucleotide messenger RNA. Its product is annotated as monothiol glutaredoxin-S2. The coding region runs from base 271 to 579 and encodes 102 amino acids. NCBI's taxonomy places the organism in Eukaryota, Viridiplantae, Streptophyta, Magnoliopsida, Myrtales, Myrtaceae. The record is from RefSeq and is a predicted model, not a curated record. The transcript has a single exon.
UAUGGCAAUAUCUAGAAGAACAUUCUCAUUCUCCUUCAUCUGUCGACCCCCUUAUGCAAAAUCCUCUACCCACCUCGAACCCAAUAUAAAUAAGCUCCCAAUGAUCAUCGAAAACUAAUCAAAACUCGAAUCGUCAUCUCUCACAAGCUCAAAAGCUUUCCCUCUCACGAAUUCUCUUCACAUUUCGCGUUCCGUUGUUGAGAUAACAAGGGGCUAUCGAUUUUGAGCAGCUCGGCGCGUUUGACCAUCACUAACUUGUGCUUUUUGCCAAUGGAUAGAAUCAACAGGAUGGUGGCGGAGAGGCCGGUGGUGAUCUUCAGCCGGAGCACCUGCUGCAUGUGCCACACCGUCAAGAUGCUCUUAAGCGAGAGGGGGGUCAACCCGGUGGUUUACGAGGUGGACGAGAUGCCUCGGGGGAGGGAGAUAGAGCAGGCCCUCUCGAGGCUGGGCCGCAGCCCGCCCGUGCCCGCUGUGUUCAUCGGCGGCGAGCUGGUUGGGGGGACCAACGAGGUCAUGAGCCUCCACCUCAACCAGUCCUUGAUCCCGAGGCUUAUCCAAGCCGGAGCUAUCUGGGUCUGAUCGACUCAGCCAACCGCGCGGAGGCUACUAAUAAGUGUGAUUUCGAGCCACACGAGUUUUGAGGACUAUCACUUGUGCUACUAGUUGGGUUCACGACACUUUAUCUUUCGCUAUGUACUAGCUCCCAUAUGAUCUUAUCCUAAUUAAUCGCUUGCGAGCUUAUGUUUUGCUGUAACGAGUUCUCUUUUAGCUAAUAAAAUCGAGUUU